CACUGAUGAUGGGUAAUGAUAGACGGCACUGACUGGCAUCACUGCUGGGCACUGACUGGCGGCACUGACUGGCACAACCGCUGGGCACUGACUGGUGGCACUGACUGGCAGCACUGCUGGGCUGCACUGGUGGGUGGCACUGGUGGGCAGCACUGGUGGGCACAGGUGGGUGGCACUGCUGGGCACAGGUAGGUGGCACUUCUGGGCACAGGCGUGUGACAUUGCAGAGUGGCACAGGUGGUGCAUUGCUGGGCACAGGUGGGUGCAUUGCUGGGCACAGGUGGGGGCACUGCUGGGCACAGGUGGGGGCACUGCUGGGCACAGGUGGGCGGAACUUGCGGGUGGCACUGCUGGG
Messenger RNA from Staurois parvus, 355 nucleotides. The record is from the annotation of a GenBank genome assembly. NCBI's taxonomy places the organism in Eukaryota, Metazoa, Chordata, Amphibia, Anura, Ranidae.